Molecule: messenger RNA, 1376 nt
Organism: Sesamum indicum (sesame)
Lineage: Eukaryota; Viridiplantae; Streptophyta; Magnoliopsida; Lamiales; Pedaliaceae
Source: RefSeq, a predicted model, not a curated record
AUAUCUAUUUCUUUUCUUGGACAUAUAAGUUCAGUGGAUCUUGCUGGUUAUGCACUCGUUCAGACCAUAAGUGAGCGUUUUGUGGAUGGAAUAGUGAUUGGGAUGUCGAGUGCAACCGAAACUCUUUGCGGGCAAGCCUUUGGAGCAAAACAGUACCACAUGAUGGGUAUUUUUCUGCAACGAUCAUGGUUGGUCAAUCUUGCCACGCUAACCAUCUUACUUCCAGUUUUCAUCUUUGGAACAGCAAUCUUUAGUGUACUAGGUGAGGAAAACGACAUUGCUGAAUCCGCAGGACGUGUUUCUCUGUGGUUCAUUCUAUUUGUCUACAGUAUUGCUUUCUCCAUAACAAUCCAAAUGUAUCUGCAAGCACAGCAGAAAAACAUGGUCAUCGCCUGGCUAUCCGUUAUGCAGUUUGCCGUCCACAUUCCCUUGUCUUGGCUUUUCGUCUAUGUUCUGGAUUGGGGGACUAAUGGAGCAAUGGCUGCACUAUCCAUAUCUUCUUGGCUCUUGGCCUGCGGAGAAUUUGUCUACAUUUUCGGGGGUUGGUGCGCCGACUCAUGGAAAGGCUUCUCCUUCGCCGCCUUCAAGGACAUAUUUCCAGUAGUGAAACUCUCAAUAUCCUCUGGUCUGAUGGUCUGCUUGGAGUUAUGGUACUAUGCAAUUCUGGUCUUACUGGCUGGAUACAUGAAAAAUGCAGAGGCUUCCAUAUCCGCCUUCUCUAUAUGCCUCAAUGUCCUCGGUUGGAUAUUCAUGAUCAGUGUUGGCAUCAUGGGGUCUGCAACAUAUGCGGUACGAGUAGCAAAUGAGCUAGGCAGAGGAGAUGCUAAGGCUACAAAGUUCUCAAUCAAAGUAUUGAUGGGCACAUCAAUUGUGAUAGGGCUGUUGUUCUGGAUUCUUUGCUUGGUAUUUGGUAACAAACUUGGUUACUUGUUCACGAACGAAGAGGAAGUGGCACGGACCGUGUCGGACCUCUCUCAUCUCCUUGCUUUCUCAAUGUUGCUCAACACCAUUUACCCUGUUCUCUCAGGUUCAUCAAUGUUAUAUCUUGUUUACUGUCCAGGUGUGGCGGUUGGAGCAGGGUUGCAGACGAAAGCCGCAAUUAUUAACCUUGUUUGCUUCUAUAUCAUUGGACUACCAAUUGGCGCCAUUCUUGGAUAUGUAUUUCAGCUUCAAACACAGGGAAUAUGGAUUGGAAUGGUCAGUGGAGUUGUUACUGAAACACUUGCACUUAGCUUCAUGAUAUGGAGAGCAAACUGGGAUGAAGAGGUAUUGAUAACUUCAGUACGACUCAAACGAUGGUACCUAAAAUCCUUAGAGGGGAAUAUGACAUAGUUCCUGUCAUUCUUGACUUGAAAAAAAUAUCGCCUUUUGAAACA